This is a messenger RNA of Puma concolor (puma), 600 nucleotides long. The record is from RefSeq and is a predicted model, not a curated record. Lineage: Eukaryota; Metazoa; Chordata; Mammalia; Carnivora; Felidae.
AUGCCGGAACAGAGCAACGACUACCGGGUGGCCGUGUUCGGGGCAGGUGGCGUAGGGAAGAGCUCGCUGGUCUUGAGGUUUGUGAAAGGCACGUUCCGCGAGAGCUACAUCCCCACGGUGGAGGACACCUACCGGCAGGUGAUCAGCUGUGACAAGAGCAUCUGCACGCUGCAGAUCACGGACACCACGGGCAGCCACCAGUUCCCGGCCAUGCAGCGGCUGUCCAUCUCCAAGGGCCACGCCUUCAUCCUGGUCUACUCCAUCACCAGCCGGCAGUCGCUGGAAGAGCUCAAGCCCAUCUACGAGCAAAUCUGCGAGAUCAAAGGGGACGUGGACAGCAUCCCCAUCAUGCUGGUGGGCAACAAGUGUGACGAGAGCCCCAGCCGCGAGGUGGAGAGCGGCGAGGCCGAGGCCCUGGCCCGCAGGUGGAAGUGCGCCUUCAUGGAGACCUCGGCCAAGCUCAACCACAACGUGAAGGAGCUCUUCCAGGAGCUGCUCAACCUGGAGAAGCGCAGGACCGUGAGCCUCCAGAUCGACGGCAAGAAGAGCAAGCAGCAGAAGAGGAAGGAAAAACUCAAGGGCAAAUGCGUGCUCAUGUGA